AGCAGGGAACACAACUUUCCCUCUUUUUGCCCCCAGCCUCCACUCCCUUCCGGGCUCUGUGCAGACCGCUGUGGAGCAGCUCAGAGGGAACACGGAGGACGUCUGCGUUCAGGAACAAUGUAAGAAACUUUUUUUUUGUAAACUUGGGUGAUCUGCGCACCAAACCCCGGCAGGACUACGGUGGAGGUUUCAUUUCACUGACGCUGCGUGCUAACUUUCUCUUCUGGACGAGCUGAUUCACCAGGUACAUCAUGACAAAAGGUUUCAGUGCGCGCACAGUGCGCACGGCACUUUUGGCACUUGUGCUUUGCGCACAGGCAGGUUUGGGUUUCUCGGUGGCCGGGCAGCAGGAGAGCACCUGCGAGGCCAACGGCAGCAUAUACUACGUCGGUGAAUGGUACUUUCUGGACUCGGAUCACUGCACACAGUGUGAGUGCACCGCCGAGGGCUCCGCGUGUGCCCGCACCGAGUGCACCUCUCUUCCGGCUGCGUGCAUCCAUGUCAGCCACUACCCCACCGACUGCUGCCCCCGGUGCGAGAAGAUCGGCUGUGAGUACCGAGGGGUGGUGUAUGAGCUGGGGCAGAACUUCCAGCCAUCAGAAUGUGAGCAGUGCACCUGUGACAGUGAUGGCAUCGCCCGCUGUCUAGUCGCAGACUGUGCUCCUCCACCGUGUGUCAACCCCGUCUACCAGCCUGGGAAAUGCUGCCCUGAAUGCAAGGAGGGUCCUAACUGCUACGCCGACGCCUCGCGCGGCCAAGUGAUUCCCGCCGGAGAGCCCGUCUGGGUCGACUCCUGCACCAAGUGCCGCUGCCACGACGGCCAGGACGCCGGCUACUGGGAGGGAAACCGCCUCGCCACCUGUUCCCGCCUCAAGAACUGUAAACCUGAACAACCGUCCACCCAAAACUGAUUCCCUCCGUCAGCACAGAACCAGCUGCUGUUCUAACAGUUUGACAGCCCAUGUGCUGCACUCGUUCUGUUUCAGUCCUUCCUGUGGUGAAAAUGAUGCGUAAAGAUCGUCUGCAACUGCAAAAAAAAAAGCAACUUUUUAGGGAAAAGCAACCAAAGAAAUCUUUUAAGAACACAACCAGCUGUUAGCGAGGAUCAUUCAUCCAACACGUUAAUGCCUGAAAGUGGAUCAAUAGGAGCAGAUCAGACUUCAUGUCUGACUAGAGAUGAUGAUUUUUAGUCCUUGAAAAACCAAAAUUGGGUGAAGAAAACUAUUUCCAUUCAAGAAUACGGUCUGCAGUAGAAGAUGUUAGAUUUACUGUGACCUGAAACACAUCACCCCUUGUUCCUGAUGUCUCUACUUCCACAGACUGUAUGAAUCCAACAGGAACAUGAAAAAACAAACUUGACCCUUAAAAAGCGACUCUGCUCCAGAUAGUUGACUUUUUAUUUGUUCUGCUCGUCCGCGGUUUCUUCAGAAAGGUCGACUAAAUCAAUAUGUUUUUAGCAAGAGAGAGAGUAGUGAGCUUUUCUAGACAUUAGUUACCCAGGAGGUGUUCUACGCAGCAUAACAAAGCCGUUGAGAUUAUUGGAUGAUAAGAAAUUAUAAUUGACUUGUCACCGGUUGAUGCAGUGCCAAAAUGUGUGCACAGCUGUGAUGCAAUUAAGACUAGAGGAUGGAUGAGGAGGGCAAUAAACUACUUUGUAAAACUUCUAUAAAUCUGCUCCUUCAGUUUCCGCGCUAAUUGAAAUGUAAUGUACGAGAGGACGGCCUGACGUGUGACUGCUGUAGGUGCAGACACGGCCGAUGUUUGACAGUAAUUUCAUUUAGUCGUGCUCGUGCACCGUAGAGCAGGACGGCAGUGUAAGCUGCUGCUUCAUUAAAUUUUCACAGGAGAGAAUCUGCAGCCUGUAGAGCAACGAGCUCCUCUGUUGAAGUGAACAGUUGUCUGUUGCUGUAGAUGUAGCAUGAAGUAUAUUGUCAUUUUAUGUAGUUUUAUACGCAGCAAGGCUUCUUUCAAUAGUUUCUACCGCUUUGAUCAGGAGGAACCUUGGAUUUAAAACCAAAAGUAAUCUCCACUUAUACUUAUGGCAUUCCCAUAUAAGAGAACAAGUCACAGCUGGAAUUCUCCCUUUUCUAUGUAAGGUUUGCAAUGAAACUUAGACUUCUGCAGUUAUGAACCUGUUUUAAAAUAAAAUUACGUGUUUACCAGUCAGUUCAGCUCAAAGACUGGAAACGUGGAGGCAGCCGACCUGUUUCUGUUCAACAGCAACAAAAUCCACCUGCUGGUAAACAUCAGCUCCUCUGAGCUGCUGUCGGCUGCUUGAUAACUGGCUCCAGGCACGAGUGCAGUUUAACCCUAAUAUAACGAGCAUUUAAGUGGGAGUUUUUGGACAGAUUCAGGCUGUUUCCAGUCUUCAUGCAAAGCCACUUUAACCAGCAGUGUUUAAUGCACAGACUUAAGAAAGUUUAGUUCCCAACAUGUCUGCCUUUUCCUGCAAGUGUAGUUUUAAUCCAGUGGCUGAAACAAAAGGGAAAUGAUGUAAACCACACAUUCAGAUCACAUGUGAGAUGCUGCUGUACGUCAGUCAGCUCUACCAAAACACGGUCCCAAUUAAAACGUCGUUUUAUACCCUUUAAA
Messenger RNA from Stegastes partitus (bicolor damselfish), 2592 nucleotides. Its product is annotated as von Willebrand factor C domain-containing protein 2-like. Gene Ontology annotation, molecular function: protein binding. Gene Ontology annotation, biological process: negative regulation of BMP signaling pathway. The record is from RefSeq and is a predicted model, not a curated record. Lineage: Eukaryota; Metazoa; Chordata; Actinopteri; Pomacentridae. Bases 252 to 911 code for a protein of 219 amino acids. The transcript has 3 exons. Gene Ontology annotation, cellular component: AMPA glutamate receptor complex.